Messenger RNA from Rotaria sordida, 465 nucleotides. The record is from the annotation of a GenBank genome assembly. NCBI's taxonomy places the organism in Eukaryota, Metazoa, Rotifera, Eurotatoria, Philodinida, Philodinidae.
AUGAAUUUGACUUGUGUACGUUUAACAUAUUCGAUUGAUGUAACACGUUCAUCUAGUUUAGCUGUUUAUCAAUCAUUUUUAAGACUUAAUGUAAUACUAGCUUUAAAAGGUUUUAUAGAAAAUAAUCCAUUAUUUAUAAAUAAAAGUAUUUCAUAUUGUUGUAAUGAAUUUGAUGGAAAUGGUUUUUGGGGUGAUCGAUAUUUUGAUGUUGAACAAUGGAUUGAUGGUUUGAUAUUUAUGGCUAAAAAAACCAUUAAUCGUCCAUAUAUUAUUGGAAUGAGUUUGAGAAAUGAAUUACGAGGUCUAAGACAAAAUCUAUCAGAAUGGUAUUAUUAUGUCUUACGAGGUAUUGGUGAAGUCAUAUCAUCAAUUAAUUCUCGACUUUUAAUAAUUAUUUCUGAUUUGAAUUAUGAUCUUGAUCUAUCAUUCAUUCGAUUAUUAUCAAUACAAGAACUUGUGCCAUAA